CCUGUGGUGAGUUGGUCAAUCGAAUUUCAAAGCAAGCAAAAUGUUCCAAAGAUAAUCACGCCAUGGCAGAGAUACCCACCGGUCUGCAGCAAGAAGGAGACAAGGAGAACUCUUGAGGAUGAGGAGCAAGGCGUCAGAUUCCUUUUUAUUGGCAGUGGUAGCAUCCUGCCUCUUAUUUCUACUGGCAAGCGAUGCAGUGGCAUUUCAGGUUUCUCAUGGAAGGUAUCCCGUGCAGUGCUCUACCAGUAGCACUGGCAGAAUAUCCUCCACUGCUACAAUAAGGACAAGAGGAUUGUGCUCCACCCAAAGAAAUAAUGUCAGUAACGAUCCAGAAGAUAACUCGUCAUUAUCAUCCAUACUACCCCAUGAUAAUGAAUCUGGAAGGAAGCAGAGACCAAAAUUCCUUCUCUCGAUCCGUCAGUUUGUGGAUCGCUGUCUGGCAUUGGUUCUGCAAAACCACAAACUACCAUCACGUUGGCGUCGUCUCAAAUCACUGGUUCGAACCAUUGUGGAACGCUACACCAUUUACGUCUUGGAGUGUUCCGACGGCAAAUACUACGUGGGAUCUACCCGCAACAAGAAACGUCGUUUUCAAGAACAUUUUCACAAUCCGGGACGAGGCGGCGCUGUGUGGACCAAGCUCUACAGACCCAUUCGAGUUCUACAGCAAUACAAGCGAGUGCCUGCACAAUAUGCACUGGGAUUGGAAUCCAAAGUCACGGCCGAGAUUAUGCUCGAAUACGGAGUGAACAAUGUCCGGGGCGCCAUGUUUUGUUCCCCUCGCAAUUAUACCACACGAAAAAUUGAUACCCUCACCAACUUUUUGGGACAUUACAAUGAACUCAGUUAUGUCUCGGUGCGGCAGUAUCUACAAUCCGAAUUACCGGUACCCACCUAUAAUAGCACUUCUAGUCGCAAGAACAGUCCAUUGCGACGAUCGAUCCGACGGGUAUCACGGGCCGAUGAUACCUGCUUUCAGUGUGGUCAAAAGGGACACUGGGCCGUGGACUGCCCGUCAUCGACCAAAGAACAACGACUCCAGAUCAAUCGGAACAAGGGAUGGAGAAAAAUCAGCAACCACAACUUGACUAGCAGUAGCAAUAGCAGCAACAAUCAAUCCACGGCAGAACCACCAGAACCCAGUCCUGAGCUAAUGGAGGCAGCUUCCAACAAGAGACAGUACAAUAGUGGAAAGAAAAACAAAAGAAAAAUGCAAGACCCCUUCAAUGGAUGGGACAUUUCGGAAGAAGAGGAAGAUGGCAACAAGCAAGACAUUUCAAUAGAAGAGGAAGAUGACAACGAGCAAGACCCGUACAAUGGAUGGGACAUUUCGGAAGAAGAGGAAGAUGACGUUUCGGAAGAAGAGGAAGAUGGCACCGUCGUCAAUGGCAUUCGUCUACAAGGGUCCCGAGAGCCUCCAAAUGGGAGCUAA
Molecule: messenger RNA, 1432 nt
Organism: Seminavis robusta
Lineage: Eukaryota; Bacillariophyta; Bacillariophyceae; Naviculales; Naviculaceae
Source: the annotation of a GenBank genome assembly